GCCAUGACCGUGCCGGGGCUGCCGCCGCGCCACCCGCCGCAGCCCAAGGCGGCGCCGUACGUGCAUCUGCUGGAGCUCUCAGGCUUCUGCUCGGGCGAGAGCCGCGCGUCGCAGAGCGCCUUGGACCUGGCGGGCGUGCUGGGCGACAAGACGGCGCUGCUGCAACUCGUGACGGACCUCUACCGGCCCUUCGAGGCGCUGCACGUGGACCAGGUCGUGGCGCUGCACGUGGAGGGAACGACCAUCACUCCUGCAGUGAAUGGCAACGCAGACAAACCGACCAAGAAGACGCAGAGCGGAGCAGAGAAGACGAAGACGGUGGCGGACUCUGAGCCGGGGAUGCACCACUUCUCGACUGGCAUUGCGGGGGCCAUUGCAGGCGCCAAACAGCUCGCGUAUGGAGAGCUCUCGGUGCUGAGGAAGAAGACGGCAAAGGUCCAGAAGAAGCGCGGACGCGAUGCCACGGCCCCCGGCAAGGCCACGAUCCGCAAGUCCAAAUGCAAGCGUGUAGUGACCAUUGACUGCAAAGAAGGGGAGUUCACUGUCGAGCUAAAGCGCAAGGCCAUUGGAAAUGCGGCGCGCGUGCUGCUAGUUGCGGACUGGGUCAGCGAGGCGGACAGCAUCUUUGCUGCACGAGAUGCGCUGACAAGACUCGAAUGCGACGUGGUGGGCGCGAGCUUCGUCGUGGCCACGAAUGCGAGCGUGCUGAAGAGUCUGAAAGCCGCCCAAGUGGCGUUUAGCUGCUCGUGGAACCCGUCUCAUGGGGCGAAGCUCAACACGUCGCUGCCUGGAGGCGAUCCCAGUAACGGAUCCGCCAGCUGCACCUGUCAUCAGACUCAGGCGAACAGUGGACAGGCUUCGAGGAAGCGGCAGCGCACUGAUAUCGACUCGGAUCCGUCUGUGCAAGUUGUGCUGACUCACCGAACCGCCGAGUACCAGGUAAGGCAUGCUCGUGUGGGGUCCAAAUAUUAUGUUUGCUAUGACUGUGAAAUUAACCUUUGA
Messenger RNA from Phytophthora sojae, 1002 nucleotides. RefSeq lists its product as hypothetical. The record is from RefSeq and is a predicted model, not a curated record. Bases 4 to 1002 code for a protein of 332 amino acids. The transcript has 3 exons. NCBI's taxonomy places the organism in Eukaryota, Oomycota, Peronosporomycetes, Peronosporales, Peronosporaceae.